This is a messenger RNA of Orbicella faveolata, 3704 nucleotides long. Its product is annotated as glutamyl aminopeptidase-like. Gene Ontology annotation, molecular function: peptide binding; zinc ion binding; metalloaminopeptidase activity. Lineage: Eukaryota; Metazoa; Cnidaria; Anthozoa; Scleractinia; Merulinidae. Gene Ontology annotation, biological process: peptide catabolic process; proteolysis. The record is from RefSeq and is a predicted model, not a curated record. Gene Ontology annotation, cellular component: cytoplasm; membrane.
UGCCUCUCAAAAAUAUAUAUAAAAAAAAAUCAAAUCCUCUCUGUUUAUACUCUAUAUAAACGAUUUACUGAACUACCUCUUUAGAUCGCUCCUUGUCAUGAUAGACGGAUGUUGGCUGGUGUUGUAAACUUCAAUUUUAUUUGUAACGCUAUUACGCACUUAAAACAAAGACUUGUACUGGAUGACGAUCUUUCGAUAGAUUCCUCUCCUUUCCUUUCAGUUCUAAAGCAAGUCGUAUUCACUAAAUCUCUCGGCGUUUAUAUCGAUGAAUACUUAUCUUGGAGUGUAAAAAAUAAUAACUUGACUCGGGCUAGAACUUGACUUGUGGUCCGAUGAAACUCUCGAUCUGCCUAAUAACACUACUGUAUUGAUAUUUAUCAAUCGGGGUCUUACUAUGGCGCUUGGUGCCACAACACUAGCGAUAGGUAACAAACAUGAAAUAUGGACAACGUUCGGUUUUGGAAGAAAAUUUGAAUUUAGCUUGACGUUUCGUAUGCUACAACAUACAUCUUUAGAAGUAAUGGUUAUCAAAAUUGAAAGAAUUACCUUUAUUAAUUAAAUUUAAAGCGAGGUAUCGGCAAAAAGUUAGACAAUAAUUAACCUAAAGUAGUGACACCUGGGCGGUUUUAAUAAAGCCACAGUUUUUUGCUGCCGACGUUCGAGGGUGGGUUGAAAUCCCGUAUUGACAGUGUCUCCUUAAUUUUACGAUGUAAACCAUUUGCUAAGACUUCAAAAUGAAUUCGAAAUUCCGAGAAAAUUUCUCGGAAUUUUUUAAGCUUUUUAGCCAAUUAAGGGAAAGCGUGCACAGAAUCCUAUCUACAUUAUAAUAUAAUUAAAAAGUAGCGUUUCUACUCAUCCAUGAUCUUAAUUAUCUCCUAUCCCAGUUAGAUCUGGUAGCGGAGUAUUGUGCUCGAAUUUUUACAUGUAUUUUAGUCUAUCUUUUACAAUUUCACAAGGUACUGAUAGAAUCGAGGUAGUCUUGUUAAGAAGACAAACUAAAGGAAACUAUUAUUUAAAGGCAAAUGUGUAUUAAAGCUUAAUUAAUUCCUUUAGCAGAAAUAGCCGUGAAGAAUCAUUUCCUGUUUGAGAAGAACCAGUUCUACGUCAUCCAGAUGGAAACCUGGCUUCAACCAGGGGAAUAUGUCAUUAAUAUGGCGUUUAAAUCUGAACUAAGAGAAGAGCUGGGAGGAUUCUACAGAAUGAAUUACACAAGAAAAGACGGAACAAUUGUACCUGUGGCGGCAACUCAGUUCUCCCCAGCAGACGCUCGUAAAGCUUUUCCGUGCUUUGAUGAGCCCGCUAUGAAGGCGACCUUCAAUGUAACCCUUGUCCAUGACCCUGGUUUGAUUUCCAUUUCCAAUAUGCCUAUUUAUCAAACUGACGAAAAGGAUGGAUGGAAAUACGAUAAAUUCGAGAAGUCUGUGCUCAUGUCCACUUAUCUGGUAGCGUUUGCCGUGUGUGAUUUUAAGUAUACUGAAUUCACUCUGACGAAAGACGCAAAAAAGGUUAGAAUGUACGCGCCUCUGGAACAAAUUGAUCAAGUGGAAUAUGCGUCCAAAAUCACGGAUAAACUGUUUACUUUUUAUGAAGAUUACUUUGAGAUAAAAUAUGCAUUACCAAAGUCAGAUAUGAUCGCCAUUCCUAAUUUCCUUUUCGGUGGAAUGGAGAACUGGGGACUAAUAACCUACAGGGAUUGGAAUCUGCUCUUCAAACCAAAUGUAUCCUCAUCUGCCAAUAAACAGAGGGUUGCUGAGGUCGUGUCUCAUGAACUUGCUCAUCAGUGGUUUGGUAACCUUGUCACGAUGGAAUGGUGGGAUGACUUUUGGUUAAACGAAGGAUUUGCUAGUUUUAUGGAAUUCCCGGCCAUGGAUUACAUUCACCCAGAAUGGAAAAUUGAUGAUCAAGUGGUCGUAAUUGAUAUGUCAGCGGCAUUUGCAGAAGAUAGCUUGGCCAAUUCCCAUCCGAUACGAAUUCCGAUAACAAGGCCGGAAGACAUCAGCCAGAUAUUUGAUUCCAUCACAUACGAAAAGGGUGCGUGUAUUCUACGUAUGCUAGAGGCUUAUCUUGGAAAAGAAGUUUUUAGGAAAGGAUUAAAGCAUUACUUGGAAAAGUUUGAGUACGCUAAUGCAAAAACAGAGGAUUUAUGGACAGUCUUGGGAGAGGAAAGCUGUGUUCAGGGAAGAUGCGUUGAUGUUAAACACAUGAUGAACACGUGGACACUUCAAAUGGGUUAUCCUAUAGUAGACAUUCGAUAUUCCAGAGAUGACACAUACAUCAUCACUCAAGAGAGGUUCCUUUAUUAUACCGGUGCCAACAUCACGUCCAAGUAUAAAUCACCAUACGGUUACAAAUGGUUUGUACCUGUUACAUAUAUCACAUCUUCCGCGCCCAACAAAAUAAUUGCUAAAGAAAUAAACAUGACAUCAGAUACGAUUUCGUGGAAUAGAAGCGGUUGGAUCAAAGGUAACGUUGGACAGAAAGGAUUUUACAGAGUCAACUAUGACGAUGCAAAUUGGGAUGCAUUGGCGAAUGCUCUAAAGACUGACCACAAGGUAUUGAAUAUUUCAGACCGUGCUGGAGUUAUUGAUGACGCUUUUGAGCUAGCAAGGAGCGGGAAGCUGAACUACACCAAGGCAUUAGAAAUGACGUCGUAUUUGCAAGCUGAAGAAGACUAUGUUCCAUGGCAAGCCGCCAUCAAGAGCUUCAAUUUCAUCAAAAGCCUUUUAACGCCAACCAGACCCGCAUACAAAUACUUGCAGAAGUACCUUUUCUACCAAGUGGAACCUCAGUAUAAGAGGCUUGGCUUUACGGAUCGAGGCUCUCAUCUAGAAACAUUUUUGCGACCUGCCAUCUUAGAAAUUGUUUGCGAUGCAGGGGAGACAGCCUGCCUAAACAAUGCCUCGAAAUACUUUCAUGACUGGAUGAAGGAUCCAGUUCACAACCAAGUACCAGCAAAUUUCCGCUCAUUAGUUUAUUAUUAUGGUAUUACCAGUGGUGGUCGGGAAGAGUGGGAUUUCGCUUUUAAUCAGUUGCUGCGCACUUCAGUGGCGUCAGAGAGUAUGAAGCUAAUACACGGAUUGGCUGCAUCAGCUGAGCCAUGGAUCCUUAGCAGGUUUCUUCAAUUCUCACUAGACACAUCCAAGAUCAAAUCGUCUGAAGGUACAUUUGUGAUCGGUAAAGUCGCACAAAGUAGUAACGUGGGGCGGCAAAUGGCUUGGGAUUUCAUUUUAAGGCACUGGGAUGUCCUAGAAACUCGGUAUGGUGAAGGGCUGUACAUCCUCAGAAGUGUAUUGGAAUCUGUGACGAGUAGUUUCACUAAUGAAUUUCAGCUUCAACAGCUCCUAAAUUUUGUCAAAGAACGCGGUAACGGGUCUGGACUGAGCAGUCAAUCAUUGUCGCAAGCGGUCGAGAGAGUUAAGGCCAACAUUGCUUGGAUCCAAAGAAAUGAGAAGGAUCUGGAGAACUGGCUCAAAAUGUUUCUUUCCAAGAAAGGAGAACUGACAAAACAGAGUCCCAGCUUUAGUGAUCCAGCUUAACGCUAACGGUUGUAGACGAUGAAGUAUAAACACAGUGUAGACUGUUGUCUUUUCAUGAUACUUUUAAUCCUCAUGUAACAUAUGUACCAGGCGUAGAUAUUUAUGAAGACAAACAAUAGACUGAAAGACUAAUACUACGUGAAAAACGUUUCGAGACACCAACAUGAC